This is a messenger RNA of Nanorana parkeri, 5925 nucleotides long. RefSeq names its product pseudopodium enriched atypical kinase 1 (gene PEAK1). Gene Ontology annotation, molecular function: protein kinase activity; ATP binding. The coding region runs from base 484 to 4833 and encodes 1449 amino acids. The transcript is spliced from 5 exons. Gene Ontology annotation, biological process: protein phosphorylation. Lineage: Eukaryota; Metazoa; Chordata; Amphibia; Anura; Dicroglossidae. Gene Ontology annotation, cellular component: actin cytoskeleton; focal adhesion. The record is from RefSeq and is a predicted model, not a curated record.
UGAGACACACACACAGUCACAUACACACGCACACACAGGCCAGCAAGCAAACAUACACGGCUCAGACAUUAUACACACAAGAUAGCUCUGACACGCUCAUUGUACCUUGCACCACACAGCAUGCUGGUACUGUUCUUUAUAGACAUGCACACAAGCCUGUGACACACGGCACUGUCAAGCUAAUUUGUGGAGAUGUCACAUACUGACAGUUCAACCAUAUGAAGCUCGGUUGCCUUCAGCCAAAUAUUGCUAUGACAUAUACACAUACAGAGUUGUGUCUCAUACAUACCCCAGUCUGUCACAUCCAUAUUCAGCUGAUCAGCGCAGUGUGACCAUCUUCGCUCAGCAGGGACAGAUCAGCCAAACGCUUGUUCUGAUGUAUGAAGUAUUUGUUCCACCUAACAUCAUUGCCUUGUGAUCUAUGAACUUCUGAGUAGCACUCCGUUUUGUGGCCUGGUGCCAUGCUCUGCAAUACCUGCCAUAAUGUCAGCUUGCGGCUCAUUUACAGAGCAUGUCUGGAAGCCAGGAGAGUGCAAGAACUGCUUUCAGCCCAAAGGCCAGCACCAGCUAUUAGCUCUUGGCAGAGGUUCUGGACAGCCACCUCCUCCUCCUCCACCGCCCCCUCCCUAUCGGGCACAACAUGCCAAAGUCAUCCAAAGCCAGCGACCACGUACCAGCACUGGAUUCAGGCCUCCCGUGGCCAAGAAACCCACAAUUGCUGUCAAACCCACUAUGAUAGCAGUUGAUGGAGCUGGCAGCCAUCCAUUACAAGGUCAGGCCAGAUCACCACUGCCCACUCCAAACAUCAGAACCCAACUACCACCUGUGGUUUGUAAUGAUGAUCGCACAAACAACAACACAGGGGCAGAGCAAACAGUCUCUAAUAAUAAUCACGUGGGUUGCAGUGGACUUACUGAAGUUUUGAAGGAGAUAGCUGGAUUAGGUAGCCCAUCUGAACCUGUGCUUCAAGCAGAUGGUACAGCUCGAGAAAACUUUCUGUGUCGUAUCAACCAGUGUUAUAGACGAUCUCUAGAGAGAAAACUUCCUGCCAGUUGUCUAUCUGGUAAUUAUCAUGAUGGAAGUGGGGCAAAAAAAAGUGUUCGAAGAGUAGAAGUAAGUGGAGAAGAGAGUGCAAUCAUUGGAAUGGAUGGUGGACGUUUCUGCUACCCAGAAUUCUCCAGUGGAGAUGAAAGUUGGGAUGAGGAAGAUGAAGGAGAAGGAGGAGAGCGGGAAAGCUGGGAAGAGAGUGAUGAAGAACUGUUGGCCAUGGAGAUCCGUAUGAGAGGGCAACCACGUUUUGCCAAUUUACAAAGUGGUAGUUUAUCUCCAGUACAAGGAAGGUUAGGGAGAAGAGAGAAAUGGAAUACUGUGCCACUGAGGCAAAAAUCACUGCAGAGGGUUUGUGCUGUGGAUUAUGAUGAUAGCUAUGAUGAGAUUCUAAAUGGCUGUGAGGUCAUUGGAGAGGUUCAUGACGUAAAUACCGUCUCUCCUUCCCCUGAUCCCUCAAUGGUAGAUUCUUUAUCUUGUCCUCCCUCAUCCUCCUCAUCUUCUUCUUCUUCCUCCUCCUCUUCCUCCUCCUCAGGGGGACUAUUUUGUAAUGGAAGUAUAGGGACAAAUAAAGCAGUGGAUCUUGGGCCAGAUGAUAUAAUACAAGAUGUGAUUCAAGAUGCUGGCAUGGCUCAGGCAAAGCCUUAUCGUGUGGUGAGCUUGGAGCAACCAGUCUGCAAACCAUAUACAGUAGUUGAUGUUUCUGCUGCAAUGACUGGAGAGAGUGCUUCCCGUAUAAACACAAGAAUUAAGAAACCAAGCUCUACCCGCUACCAGGAAGUUUGGACAUCAAGUACUAGCCCUCGACAAAAGCUUGCAAAGACUGAGACUGCGGAAGCACCUAAUCAAAGCUGCUAUAAGUCAGCUCCAACCUCACCUACUGCUGGUUUGAGUGCCCACACUGUACCUGUUCGUUCUCCGAACUUGUCAGAAAUUAAAUUCAACAGCUACAACAAUGCAGGGAUGCCACCUUUUCCUAUUAUAAUUCAUGAUGAACCAGAGUAUACCCAUAGCUGUAAAAGCGCUGACAAAGUGCCCAUCCUUAUUAACCCUAGCGCUUAUGAUAACUUAGCUAUUUACAGAAGUUUUGUGGGUGCUGGUGGUGUUUUUCCACCGCCCCCAGGCAAAGAAAAACUACAGACUGGAAGUCAUACAUAUGAAGAAAUAGAAACUCCAGCAAGAACAAAAAGAAAAGAGGAAUCUGCAGAUGUGGCUGUUCAUGAGACAGGUGGUUGCCCCAGAGAGAGUGCGAACCGUGUUUUAUCUAAGAUUGUGGCAUCCAUCCAGCCACCUCGCUCCCCACCAGAGGCUCUUACUCCUGAGUCUCAGAGCAGUGAUGAACAUCGUCCGACAGAAACCCAGUCAGAUCCAGAAGUCCCUCCAAGUUCCUUGGGCAGGCCGAAAACUUUAUUUUCCUCACACAGUGACACUUUAGGGAAUGUUCAUUUAAACAAAACAUCUCCUGCACUAUCCAGUGAUGAUAGCCCAACUGUGUCUUCCACAACAGAGCCUCUUCCACCUUUUCCACCUCCGCGUUCUACUUCUUCACCAUACCAUGCUAGCAUGCUGCACAAACAUUUUGCAACUCGAGGGAAACAAGUGGGUACUAACCGCCCCUCACCAACUGACACUGCAACGCAGCCACGUCGACCAGCAGAUGGAAAACCACGUCGAUGGAUAUCCUUUAAAAGCUUUUUCAGGAGGAAGAAAGAGGGAAGUGGUCAAGGUGGCUGUGAAGACAGAGGAGAUGAUGGUAAGCUAGUGGGGAUAGAUGGUACAGUUAUCCACAUGCUUCCUCCACCACCAGUCCAACGACACCAUUGGUUCAGUGAAAGCCGAGGAGAUGUUGGAGAAAAGCCAUCUAUUGUGUUCAUGUAUCGGUCAGAGGAUGAAAGAGCAACCACAGGCCCACAGGAGAACGCGGAUGCUGAGACAAAGUCUAACAGCACCCCAGAAGAUAUGCCUGCUCAAGGCUCUCCUUCUUCAGCGCCCAUAUUACCCCCUUCCUUAAGUGAUCAGACUGUGACGGACACUUCACCCACACCUGCCGACGCUGAUAUUCUGUUUUGUGAAAAGCCAGGAGCUGCUUCUGACAGCUCAUCAGACUGUAGCCCAGGUGGAGCCACCUACAGCAACUUAGGUCAAUCUCGUGCAAACAUGAUCCCAUACAAGCAACCGCGGCAGACUCGUGGUGGAAGCCCUCCUGAAGAUCCAGAGUCACUCCCAACUCCUCCUCCCCUUCCAAAGAAGAAUAUGACACCGCGCCAGUGCACACCAGACAAGACACCUGGGCCAGUUCUGAGCCUGGCCAAUCCCACUUAUGACACAGAUCGCAGCUGGGAGGUUGGUGGAAAUGAGUCAGGAGAUUCUAUGGAAAGACCCAAGAGUUCAGGAGGAAGAAUCGCAGAGCUACAAGCUGAGGCCCUUCGUCGCUUCUUUGCCCGUUGUGAGGACAUCUUCAUGGCAGGACAAAGAGAACCAGUCAACUUUGGAUUGGAGAGUUGGCCGGAUUUCCGACUAGCUAGUUCCACACCUUGUUGCCAGGCUGGAGAUGCUGUAUAUUACCGGGCAUCAUAUGCUCAGGACCCUGGGAAUCUCUAUGCUGUAAAGAUCUGCCGCAGCAAGUCUAAGCAAGCCCAGAGGGAAUAUUACCAUUGCCUGGCAGUACGGCAAGGCCUCACAGAACAUUUCAACAUCCAGCAGGAUUGUGGGCAAUUUCUGGCCGAAGUACCAGCUCGCUUGCUGCCUUGGGAGGAUCCGAAUGUAUCAGAAGAAGAGGAGGAUGAAGAACAGAAUGGAGAAACUGUAGAUUCAUCCACAGGAAAAAAGGAGGCCCCAGACAGAAACAAGAAGCAUUCUUCUUCUACUAAUCAAGGGUCCCUGGGUAAACGGAGAAGUAGGGUGGUGGUGAUUACACGAGAACCCCCCAGACAAACACUUGCAGACUUUGUGCGGGAGGGAGAGUUCCAGCACCGCAGGGAUCCAGAGAUGUAUGAACGACAGGUGUGCUUACUACUGCUUCAGUUGUGUGGGGCACUGGAGCAAUUAAAAGCACAGGGAAUAACACACUGUGACCUUCGAUUAGACAACCUUUUACUUGCUAGCUGCCGCCCUGGUGAUUCAAAGUGUAGCUGCUGUCGUAGGUCUGCUACAGAGGAGCAAAAUGAGCACCCCAAGGACAAAGGUCCUUCUGAACAGAGAGCUUUUCCAUCGUGUGCUGGUCGACUGCUCCUCACCAACUUUAGCCAGGCUAAGCUUAAGAGCCAAAGUGUAUGGAGACCACAGGGCUUAGGUGAUCCUUCCCGGAUGGCUCCGGAGAUUGUGGGAGCAGCACAAUACAGAAGGAGUGAUGAGUUCCAAACUGGGAUCCUCAUUUAUGAGAUGUUGCACUUAGCUAACCCCUUCCAAGAUGGGGGCUUGAAGGAGCGGGAAUAUGGACCUUGUGAUUUGCCAGCUGUGCCACGUCGCUCUCCAUACUCACGUGGCCUAGGACGACUUGCAGGACUUCUUUUGCAGCAUAGCCCUUCAGAUCGGUUACAGGUUGGGCAAGCCAAGGCAGCACUUCGCUGCUUAAUUUGGGGGCCACGGGAUGACGUGCUGCAAGGACCAGGAUCUCUACAUAACUGGUUAGAAGUGAAAAGGACAUUGCUACUAAUAAAGCUGGCAGAGCGAGCGCUUGAAAGAGAAGGUGGAGUGACUCUAGAGGACUGGUUGUGCUGUCAGUACCUGGCAUUCGGCACAGCCCAGGGACUGGCACAGACGCUACGGCUACUGGAACAAAACUGAGGGACAUUGUGUUCAAAACCCUCCAUGGUCUGUGUGCAAUAGCUGGGAAUUCCCACAAAGGCUCCGUUUAAGAAGCUUGAACGUCCAGUGUUAUAUACCACUCCCUUCCUGCACAGUCAGGCAGAUAACUGCACAAAAAAGAUAGAAGCAAAUACUUUCUCAGAUUUACUAACUUCUCAGUAUUCUCUCUAACGAUAAGCAUAUGUAAAAUGCAGAACAGCUCAAUAAUUCCGGCACAUAAUACAUAAUCUCCCUUUAGUCAUGAAACCAAUUCAUUGUCAAUCCUGUACUUCAAUUUUGGAAUCCUUUCUAAGGUGGUAUUCUAUCAGGGAAGCACGGUAACAUGCAAAAUUCAUAUUAUUAGAAAUGUUUUAAGUAAAUUAAUUUCUAUUCUUUAUGUAGAAAGAGUCCACAAGCUCCGAUGUCUCCAGUGGACUGCUGUUCAAUACAAAGCCAGCAACAUGAAGUGAUCUUUGCUGCUACAGCUUUUGUUCAGGGUACAGCUUGGCAACAGUCGUAAACGCACAAAUGACAUUCAUGUAAUUUAUUUGUAAUCAUUUGCACUUGAGGUAAGCUGUGAUUGCCUACAUAUUUAUUUUGUUUUCUACAGUUCACUAUAAGUGCUAUUGGCAUUGCUUUGUGACUCUAGUAAACAAAUGAGUUGUCACGAAUGUAUUGGAGUCAUGCUAGGCAAACCAACCUUUAUUUACCAACCUGCUUGAUAACUGACAUGAACACACACACACAUUCUGCAAUAAUACGUCACCCAUUGCCGGUGAUACACGCUUAGUCACCAGGGAAGUACACAGGUCCACUAUCUCACUCACUAACAAGAUAGGAAUGUACACAGUAUAGCUCAUGCUUGGAUAUACCAGUGAAUUGCUAUGCUAGAUGAAACUUCUGCCUGGCUGUGCAGGGAGAGAUUACCAGAAAUAGUAUUAAUAUGAAUUGUUUUAUUCUGAAUGCUUUUAAUACCAUAAAUCCAUAUUUAUAUUUAUAUACAACCACACAUGCAGUAUCUAUAAAGAACCACACCCAUAGUGUUACAAUUCAUAUAAUAUAUAUAUAUAUAUGCCUAUAUAUAUACAACAU